AUGCAGCCGCCUUCGCCGCCAUACCACGCGCCGUUCAAUGACCUUGCUGGAAGUGACGUCCACGAGGGUCAAGUUGACUUUGUCCUCAAAGUCGAGCAAGUUCGAGGUCUCCUUGUGAAGUUGAAUGCCGACGCUGGUGUGUUGUCGUUGGCGCACAACUUUGCAUGGAUCACAGGAGGAGGUCGCAACCACAUUUUCCAAGCCACCGAAGGUGGAGUGGGCAGCAUUUACAUCGAUGCGACUCGCGUGGUGUUGAUCACCAACAACAUCGAAGGCCAUCGCUUGAAGCUUGAAGAACUCAGUGGUCUUGACUUGGAGGUGUUUGAAGAGCCAUGGCACAUGUGUCAGAGUGUCCAAGCCGUCGCGACUUCCAUUGCCAACGGUAGCUCCGUCCAAUUCGACACCGACGGUAGUUUCGACAACGCUCUCGCUCCCCUACGUCAAGCGCUCACUCCGCUGGACAUCCGACGAUUUCGGCAACUCGGCCACGAUUGCACCGUACACACACACGUUCGACCUGGCCUGACCGAAUGGGCCAUUGGCGCCGCGAUUUCUCAAGCUUGUGUCGCCCGCGGCAUCGACAUGGUGUUUCUGCUAAAGGCAGCGGACGACCGAGUCGACGCUAUUCGACAUCCGCUGCCAACGACCAACGUCCUCCACCACAAAGCCAUGCUCGUGCUCUGCGACACACGCAUCCCCGACGACCUCCGCAAGCGCCACGAUGCAGUCACGUUUGUCGAUGCGGCGGCCCUGGCGGCAACUGCCGCUCCCCUGGCAAUCUCCGGCUACGUAUUUCGAGCCAUCCAAGCUGCGUACACUUCCACCGGGUUUGCCAACGAGUAUACGCUGCAUCACCAAGGAGGCGGCACAGGCUACAAAAGCCGCGAAUGGAAAGCGACCCCCACGUCGGAGGUAGGGGCCGCCCGAGUAUUCCCCGUCGAAAUUGGACAAGUUUGCACUGGCUUGGUAUGUGUAAGUAGGAUGGCAUCACUCCAAACCAAGCGUUUUUAUUGGAAUCCGUCGAUCGCGGGCACCAAGUCCGAAGACACGGUGUUGCUGGUCGAGGGUGGUGGCCGCAUUGAAGUGUUGACGGCUGACGGGGACUGGCCACAGGUCCGCCACACGAUGGGCGAAAUCACGUACAGUCGCCCGGAUAUUCUCCAUAUUCAAGUGGACGCAGCCGGCAAUCCAUUGCCAAAGUAG
This is a messenger RNA of Aphanomyces astaci, 1203 nucleotides long. RefSeq lists its product as hypothetical. The record is from RefSeq and is a predicted model, not a curated record. The transcript is spliced from 6 exons. The coding region runs from base 1 to 1203 and encodes 400 amino acids. Lineage: Eukaryota; Oomycota; Saprolegniomycetes; Saprolegniales; Verrucalvaceae.